GUGUUGUGUUGGGCGGGCGGGCGGCGGCGGCGGCGGCGGCGUUGCGUGGCGCCCACCGCGGGGCGGCUGUCCGAGCGGUCGGCCAGUCGGAGGCGCGCGCCCUCCGCGCUCGCUCGCCGCCGCCCGCCCCGGCUCCCGCCCGCGUCACUAACACGCUCUGUUAUGGACAAGCGCGCGACCAGCGGCCGCGGAGAGCCGAUACCCAGCAUCCUCAAGAAGCCGCGCAGCCGGCGCAAGGGCGACCUGCUCGACAAGAGCACUAAGAUCAAGGGCGAGAAGGUGGAAGGCGGCGCGAGGCGCAGCGCGGGCCCGGGGGCGCCGCCGCAGGGCUGCUCCGCGCUCAUGUACGCCUGCCAGCAGGCCGACUACAAGGCCGUCGUCGAUAUCCUCAACAAGGAUCCGGCGGGCGUGCGCGCGCGUGACCGCGGGCUGCGCUGCGCGCUGCACUACUGCGCGUCCAGCGGCGCCGGCGUGAGCCAGCAGGCGCGCGCCAACUGCGCCGACCGCGUGCUGAUGGCCGCCCCGGCGCUGGCCGACGCGCGGGACGCCGACGGCCUCACGCCGCUGCACCUCGCCGUGGUCCACGGCAAUGUACCCCUGGUACAGACCCUGCUGGCUGCAGGAGCCGAUGUCAACGCGAGGGAUGAUGAACACCACACUGUCGUGCACUGGGCCACUGUAUGCGGUGAAGUGGGAGCCCUGCGCGCGGUGCUGGCGGCGGGGGCCGACGCCGCCACGCCGGACCAGCACGGCGGGUACCCGCUGCACUACGCCGCGCAGAUGUGCGGCGCGCCCGCUGCCACUGAUCAUCAGAGUCGCGGCGCCGCCCUAGAAGUGCUCCGCGCGGUGGUGAAGGAGGGCGGCGCGCGCGUGGAGGUGCGCGACGCGGACGGCCGCACGCCGCUGCUGUGGGCCGCCUCGGCCGGGUCCGCCGCCGCCGUGCUCGCGCUGCACCACGCGGGGGCACGGCCUGAUGACGCUGAUAGGGACGGCCUAACAGCCCUACACUGCGCAGCGGCGCGCGGGCACACUGAAGCUCUAGAAACCUUGGUGGGUCUAUGCGGCGCGCGGGUAGACGUGGCCGACUCCCACGGAUGUACGCCCCUACACUACUCCGCGGCGUUGGGCCACGCCGACGCGACGGCGGCUUUACUGCAGCACGGGGCCGACUCGCAGCGGCAGGACCGCCGGGGGCGCAGCCCGGCGCACACUGCCGCCGCUAAGGGACAGCUCGAAACUGUCAGGAUGCUGGGUGCCAGAGGAGCUAAUUUAUGGCUGCGCAAUUCCAAAGGCGAUUUGCCUCUCCACGAAGCGGUAGCGUCGGGCAGGAGGGAAUUAGUAAAGUGGCUGCUUGACGGCCGACCGUCCCAAGUCAACGCUACCAACCACGAGGGCCGAACACCACUGCACGUCGCUGCAGCCACUGACAACGCUGACCUGUGUAGACUACUGCUUGAUAGAGGAGCUGAGGUCAACCCAGUCGCGAGAUCCUCUAAGAAUGAACCGGUUACUCCUCUGGACUGUGCUACAUCCAGAGGACACAGAUCCACUGCUAAGUACAUUCAAAUGCACGGUGGCGUGCCGGCCACGAAACUGACCAAUACUCAAAUAGUUAUAGAUGGGGCCAACAUUACGGCAUUGCCUACCCGUCGAGUUACUAGCACUAAGAUUGAUGUACGUGACAGAAUUCGUAUCGAAAAACGAGAAGUCGUAGAACUAUCGAGUCCUUUGCAAGAGAGAAGAGUUUUCAAAGAUAGAAAUGUUAGUGACACCAACGGCUCAUCCUCUGAUGAAAGGAAAGUAUCUAAAAGACGGUCAGACCACAAGUACUCUGAUCGACACCAAGGAAGACGAAAAAGACCAGUUGAGGCUCAAAAAAGCUUUAGUGAUGGAUACGAUACAGAUUUGGAAGCUCGUGCUGAAAAAGAGUACCUUGAUCCAUACGAUAAGAAACACAAAAAAGGUUCUAAGAAAAGCAGAUCUAAAAGUGAACCUUCUAAACGAGGCAGCCGAAGCGCGAAGCACCAUCACCGGUGUCCAUCAGACUCUGAAAGUUCAUCAGAAACCGAGAGCUACUCUAAUAAAAAGAAAAGUAAACGACAUCGUAAACGCAGUAAGCGAAAGAGCACCACUUCUGAAAGUAGUAGCUCAGAGUCAAGCGAAAGACGAAGUACUAAGCGAAAAGGUAAAAAAACAUCAAUACAUAUUGAAAACGAUGAAGAAAAACAAAGUGUUAAUAUUGUCAAAUACAAAAGAAGCGCAAGUGCAGCGAGUCAAAAACGUACUAGUGAAAAUAAUGCAUCUCCAGAAGUUAGCGGUGGAGCUGUUGAAGAUGCUAAUUUAUUACAAGACAAAGAGGAUCAGGUCGCUAAGAGCAAACCACAAAGUGACACUGAAACGGACACGCUUUCUGUUAAAACAAACAUGAUUGUGACUGAAGCGCAAAUACACAUGGAACGACAAUCGAGCCAGCAGGGUAAUUCAGAGUUAACAGUUACUGUUGAUUCAUCUAAUAACGUGUCGAUUGAGACAUCAAAUUUAUCAGUGACUCAUAAAGAUUUAACUGAAGGAACGAAAUCGGAUACGGAAAAAGUUAAUAUUGAUGAUACCAAAGUAGACACACAAGAAAUUAAAGAUAAAAGUGAAAAUAUCGACACAGUACCAGUAAAAUCUGUGGAUGCGGAUGAAAACAAGGGAGAAGGGACUGCGGAAGCUCAAAAAGCUGCAGAUCUUCAAUCUUCAAAGGAAACACACGCAGAAGAUGUUACUGGUGAUAAGAAAGAUUCGGGAGAAUUGGAAACAGCUGAGACUGUAACCGAAACAACAAUCUCUCCAAAAGAAGAAACAUCAACGGUAAGUCCCGAUGGUAAAAAAGAAAGUUCUACUGAAGAAAACAAAGAAACUGCAACUACCACAGAAGCAGCUAGCGAAGAUAAGCCUCAAGACCAGUCUCCCACACCACCAGUGGACAUAAAGAGAAGGAAAUCAUUUCAAGUUUUAGCAGGACCUGAAGAUCUUUUGAAAGAAAGUGAACAUGUGGAUGAAAGCGAUAAUCAGGCUUCGCAGGAAAGAAAUAGUUCGCAAGCAGUGUCUUUUGCUAAUAAAGAUGAAAUAUUCGAACGAAAAGAAUCAGACAAAUCACCGGAUAAUUUAAUGGGAGAGGAAGUAGACCAUUCAGAAAUGGAAAAGUCUGCCACUGACGGUGAAACAAAAAGUGCACAAAAAGAAAGUACUGAUUCAAAAAGUUCAGAGGAAAAGAGACUGGAUUAUGCUUCUACCACUGCCAGUAGUAACGAAUUAAAUCAUAGUGUUGAUAAGGGAGUCGUAACUAUUAUAGACAGCAAUGUUUCGAGUACAGAUCGCGCAGUACAACAGAUUAUUCUGGAGAAUGUUGCUGAAGACAGCGCAAUAGUUUUAGCUCAAAGCACUCCAAUACGGAUACGAAAGACAUCUAAAGACAGCCAUGGCAGUAGUAGAAAGAGCAGCAUAUAUGAAACUGAGAGCUACAAGGUUUUAUCAGAUAUAGCCAGUGCUGCUGAAACUGGAACCUCUGGUAUCCUUAAAAAAACGCCGAAAGUGGAUGAAUCCCUAGAAAAUGAAAACGAAGGAACGAUUGCUAUCAAACUUGUGAAAAACAGUUCGUUCGGCAGAGUUCCUAGUGUUAGUGACAAUGAGCUUUACAGCCUCACAGAAAGCAAUGGUCGAAGAAAACGAUUACGAAAGAAAGGAAGGGCUAAAAGUCGGCUUAACAUUAGAUCUAAAAGCGAGAAUUCUGAAAGAGGUUACGAAUCUAGUGGUCUAAUGGAUUCAGGGUUCGAGCCCAGCCCAAGAGUGGUUCAACGCCGAAUAAUGAGCCCUAGAUUAGCAGCCUAUUAUCAACAAAGAAAUGCCACCGGAAGAUUAUCUGGUAAAAUAUCUGACAGCAGAAUUCCAGUACGGAAACCUGGUGACAAAAACGCUGUUGAUAUGAAAUCUGUUACUCAGAGGAUUCAGACUAAUAUGAGACGAUAUUACUGCGAAAGAAAGAUAUUCCAGCAUUUGCUUGAGCUGAAAAGGCUACAAAUAAGAACGAGCAAAACAAACGAAGCUGUUUUAGUCAAACGCGCUAUAGAGGAGUACAACAAGUCCAGCCUAGCGCAAGUCGGCUUGGGACCGUACAACAGCCCCGACUUUACUUUCAGCAGCUUCGAGAAGUUUCUCUAUGAAAGUUUGCGGAAGCUGCAGAAGAGUGGGAAGCGCCACCUGGACAAUCUGCCAGAGGCUCCGAUAGACUUCGACUACGGCGAGAAUGAGUUGUACAAGAUGUCGGCGAUCCCCGACAACCCGUGCCUCUGCACGAGCAAGACGCAUCGAUGCUUCCACGCGGUUCAUGCUUACACCGGCAUACCGUGUUCUGCGUACAUACCAUACAAAUGGAACCACCACACAAUGCCGAAGCCGAGCACUGCCGGUGGAGCCAAGAAAACUAAAGGGUUUCUUCCCAAGAUAAACACCAAGUCACCAGCAGGGAAACCUCAUGUGACCCUGGAAGUGUCACAUGGCUCUGAGAAACAGCUGAUCGCACUGCCAGCUGAAAAGCUGGAUAGGAACAAGAGGUACUACGUCACGUUUACCGUGAAAGGUUCGGAACCUCCCUCAGAUAAUGAUAACGUAUCGCCGAAAAGCGUCAGAAGUGGCUGAGCUGGUAUUGGAAGUGUUUAGGUAAUUGGUUCAUUUUGCGUGUUCUCUGAUGCUAUGUCACUGCCACAUCUUGAAAGGUAAAAACAAUACUGCUAUAUUUUCAUUAUAAUUGACUAGCACUACUAUUUGUAACUUAUGUAUGUAUCUAAUGAAACCUAUUGGAUAUCAUGAAGAUCCCAAAUCAUUAUUUACUUCUGUAUCAAAUCACAAAAUCUAAAUUAUUUUUCUAAAAAUUUAAGAAGAGGAUAUCGAUAUACUAUAGUAGAUUAUAUGCGAAUCAUAAAAUUAUGUAUUGUAUUGAUAUUAUUAGUAAUUUAGUAUGUUUUCUACAUGAAAGUUGAAACACUACGUUCGUAGUCUUCCCAUUAAUACUUAUUGUUAUUGCACUAGUGGAGGUACAGUGAAACAAUAAUCAUCAAAAUAUUGCGAUUAAAGUACAUAGAAACGUUGAAAACAGGAUCGGAAUAGAUAAAUACUUACCUAAACUUCAAGCGCUAUGUGAGGAUAGGAGAUAUCCGGAUGACUGUAUCACCAUUAUAACCAUCAUUGGGUGGAAAGCAAAUACUGUGAUGUGUGUUGUAGAUACACCUGACCUGAUGCUCACUGUACGAAUACCGUCCAAAGUUGAUAGCACUGAAAUACUCUUUAUAGUAGAUACUAAUUUGUAAUAAAAAUAUCGAAAAAAACGAAAUCUUUCAUUAAAACCGCUUUAGAACAAUGUA
Messenger RNA from Plutella xylostella (diamondback moth), 5402 nucleotides. RefSeq lists its product as uncharacterized. The record is from RefSeq and is a predicted model, not a curated record. Gene Ontology annotation, molecular function: protein binding. NCBI's taxonomy places the organism in Eukaryota, Metazoa, Arthropoda, Insecta, Lepidoptera, Plutellidae.